AUGCGCGUCUCCACCCUCCGCAACGCGGCCCUCGGCCUGGCCCUGUCCGCGGUCCCCGCCGCCGCGGUGCUCAACGCCACCGAGACCUCGAACCGCCUGAUCAUCGCCAACGACCGCCUCUACGCCGCCAUCGCCAAGCCCGGCGGCUCCGUCGUCGAGCUCACCCUCGACGGCGUCAACCUCCUCGGCACCGCCUCCGGCAGCACCGGCAAGGGCCCGUACCUCGACUGCUACUGCACACCCGAGGGCUUCUGGACCCCCGGCAGCGUCACCCCGACCUUCGAGCUCUACAACGGCACCGACUCCUCGGGCGUCCCCUACGGCGGCGUCAAGAUGUCCGACACGUACGCCUCGACGGGACAGGUGCUGGAGCAGUACUGGUUCCUCCGCGAGGGCGAGACCGGCCUGCACAUGUUCAGCCGCGUCGCCUACCACAACGAGGAGGCGCCCUUCCUCCGCAACUUGCAAGAGCUGCGGACGCUGUUCCGUCCCAACGACCCCAUGUGGACGCAUCUCCUCACCAACCCGACGCAGUACGCGCCCCUCCCGUCCAAGGAGGCCGUCGCGAACCAGGUGGUAGUGCAAGACGCCACUUGGUACCUCGGCAACACCCCCAACGACCCGUACGUCCAGCAGGAGGCGGACUGGUUCACCAAGUACACCUUCCAGGACACCUGGCGCGACAUUGACGCCUACGGCAUGUUCGCCGACGGUUCCAAGACGGCGGACAACUCGACCUUUGGCGCGUGGAUGGUCUUCAACACGCGCGACACCUACUUCGGCGGCCCGCUCCACUCGGAUCUGACCGUCGACGGCAUCGUGUACAACUACAUCUCGUCCAACCACCACGGCGACCAGACCCCCAACAUCACCAACGGCUUCGACCGCACUUUCGGUCCCCAGUACUACCACUUCAACCGCGCCCCGGCCGGCACCGAUAUCCUGGAGCUGCACGCCGACGCCGCGAAGCUGGCCGAUCCCGAGUGGAACGCUGCCUUCUACGAUGAUAUUGCUCACCUGGUGCCCAACUACGUGCCGUCGAGCGAGCGCACGACGUGGAAGCUCCACGUCGACCUCCCGCAGGGCGCCAAGAAGCCCAUCGCCGUGCUGGCGCAGAACGGAGUCGAUUUCCAGGACAACGUCUUCGACACCAAGGCGUACCAGUACUGGACCGACAUCGACGCCGAGGGCUACGCGACCAUCCCCCGCGUCAAGGAGGGCACCUACCGGUUGACCAUCUACGCGGACGGCAUCUUCGGACAGUACAUCAAGGAGGACGUGCAAGUCGUCGCCGGCAAGGUGCAGACGACGCAUGCGCGCUGGCGCGAGGAGACGGCCGGCACGGAGGUGUUCCGCGUCGGCACGCCGGACAAGAGCUCGGGCGAAUACCGCCACGGGUACGUCCGCGACGAGACGAAGCCGCUGAAGCCGGAGGAGUACCGCAUCUACUGGGCGCGGUACGACUUCCCCAACGAGUUCCCCGACGGCGUGCGCUUCAAGGUCGGCGAGGACGAUAUCGCCCAGGACCUCAACUACGUCCACUGGUCCGUCUUCGGAGGCAAGGGCAACUCGAUCCGCCCCGAGAUGUACAUCGGCGACGGCAACGUCAACAACUGGACGCUGGUGUUUGAUCUGGAGCAGGCACAGGUGGACUGGAAGCGGUACGCGACCUUUACCGUGCAGCUCGCGGGCGCGAAGACGGCGGCGGGAAAUACAGACGUCUUCAACGCCAGCGAGCCUCACUCCAACCUGAAGUACACGGUCAACGUCAACGGCAAGGAUCUGGAGCCGUGGGUGAUUCCCUACCACCACAGCAGCUCGUGCGCCGUGCGAUCGGCCGUCAUCUGCUACAACAUUGCCAAUAAGUUUGUGUUCGACUCGAAGCUGCUCAAGGCCGGCGAGAACGAGAUCGUCCUGAGCCUGCCGUACGGAGCCAAGAACUACGAGAGCGCGGUCUUGACGGAGGCCAUAUACGUGCAGUAUGACGCGUUGCGGUUGGAGAUCAUGUAG
Colletotrichum karsti is the source of this 2010-nucleotide messenger RNA. Its product is annotated as polysaccharide lyase family 4. Lineage: Eukaryota; Fungi; Ascomycota; Sordariomycetes; Glomerellales; Glomerellaceae. The coding region runs from base 1 to 2010 and encodes 669 amino acids. Gene Ontology annotation, molecular function: catalytic activity; carbohydrate binding. Gene Ontology annotation, biological process: carbohydrate metabolic process. The transcript has a single exon. The record is from RefSeq and is a predicted model, not a curated record.